This is a messenger RNA of Symbiodinium sp. CCMP2592, 1899 nucleotides long. Lineage: Eukaryota; Dinophyceae; Suessiales; Symbiodiniaceae. The record is from the annotation of a GenBank genome assembly.
AUGCGUGUUCGAUUCGGAGGGCAGCCCUCUUUUGUCUUCCAGCCGUCAGAUUGGCGACAAAAGAAGGAUGCUGCAACGGAACCAGCGUGGUCUCUAAAUCGAGACUAUGUCUAUGGGUACAACGGAAGUUGUCGAAGCUCGCUGCACUUCAUCUCAGAGACAGAGAUUGCUUACCCGCUCGCGAACCUUGUCAUACUACUCGACGUCAAGUCAAACGAGCAGCGCUUCUUUGAUGGUCAUACGAAUGACGUGCUGUGUCUGGCCUGGAACGAGAACCAGCGUCUAUGCAUCUCGGGGCAGAUGGAUGUCAAGGGUGCCGAUGGCCCGAAAGCUUGCAUCUGGAGCCCAGACGAUGUCUCAAGCUUCUGCAAUCUGUUGCAUCCGGGACACUCGCGAUCUGUAAGCGCUGUUGCUCUUAGCUCCGAUGGUCAGACGGCGGUGACGUUCACGACAGAUGAGGCCAGCAGCUACUACAUUUGGCGACUUGACUUUUCUCGUGCAGUUAAGAACGGCACUUCCAAUGUUGGGACUUGGCUAUCUUCCGGCUCCUCCGGCCGGCAGCCAGUCUACGCGGCAUACCUCCUUGAGCCGGAUCCAGCUCCCGGGAAGAUGGCAUUUAGCACGGUUGGCCAAAACCACUUCAGGAGCUGGACUAUAGAAUUUCCAAAGAAGACCGGCGCUUCCCCAGUCGUCAAGAAGAACAGGGGUACCUAUGGCAAGAUCGUGGCAGCCAGGAAUCCUGUUGACUGGGCAUGGCGAGCGGAUGGUGCGGCAUGGAUGGUUGGAGACAACGGGCACAUCUACUCAGUCCUCGGACAAAGUGUCACCGAUUCAAAGCUAAUUGCAUCGCAACAUAGCGGGGCAACUCUCGGCUGUGUGGCCAAACUUCCAGAUGGGCGAUGGAUUGCUGGAGCUCUUGAUGGAACCAUCUUCAUAGGCGACGGCAUUAGACGCGAAGUCAAGGCGGAAAGCAGAGCAGUGUUCACAGAAGCGCACGGGAGAGGGAGUUUGGCCGUGUUCGGAACCGCCAAUCAUGCUCUUGUGCUUGUGGACUACACACGACGAGAGUUGGUGCGAGUGCUGCAGGUAUCCCAUGCCACGGAGGCCUGGGCGAUGGACUUCCACCCCGAACUAGCAAUCCUGGCAACAGGCGACACCCAAGGGCAUGUCCGCUUCUGGAAUGUGGCCGAACGGAAGCCUGCAGUUGGCAAGGUACUGAAGAUGGAGUGGUCUGUUUGGUCCUUGGCGUUCCUGCCUACCGAUGGAUCGCUCAUGGCCCUUGGGCAUGACAAAGGCAUGGUCGAGGUGCUGCGAUUUCCAUCUUUGCAGCCUGCUUUCCGGGAGAGGCUAUCAGAACCAGCAGAGCGGAUCAGUGCCCUGCGCUUCAGCGAUUGCGGGAUCUGGCUCGCCGCAGGAUGUUGUGAUGAGAAGGUCUACCUGCUGAAGCUGGUCACUUCCGGGGAUGGCCAUGUAGAGAUCCUCUUGCACCGUGUCCUUUCCGGCAACAGCUCAAACAUUACCGCGGUCAUGUUCUCUGCCGAUUCGCAACAUGUCAUGUCCAACUCAAAGGAUGCCCAGAUCCUGUAUUGGAACACAAAGGACGGAGCGCCACAGCGGCACACGUCCAUGUUCCGCGACACAAGGUGGCAGAAGCCGUGGACGGCGGUCCUUGGCUGGCCCGUCAUCGGCCUAUGGGGCGAUCCAAGCUGCGACGGGAGUGACAUUAACUCGGCCUGCCAAUCGAACGAGCCCCUGGAUGAGUUGCUUGCCUUUGGUGAUGACUUCGGCUGCGUGAAGCUGAUCCGCUUCCCGAGUCCCUUCGCGAAUCCUGGGGUGAAGGCAGGCUGCGCGCAAACAACAGUGGCCGUGUGUGUUCAUCUCUUCUCCUUUAGAGGGUAA